GAAGAUAAAAAGUUUGGGAACCACUGGUCUAGAGUGCCGCAGUAGGAAACAAAAUUUAAGCUUCAGGUGUUUAGAGAGAGUAUUUGAGGUCAAUCUAAUGCACAUAUUUUUUUUCAUUUUUAUCGUGAAAGAUUAAAAGUAAGUCCUGUGACUUCCCUUGCACUGCGAGUAAUAAACUGCAACCCUAUCUGUUUAAAAAUUGUGUUGUGUUGUUAUUUUGUAUUUUCACCCAUAACCUUCAGCUGCAACAAAUAUAUUGAAGGGUUCAUGAGCACAAUGGGGUUCACCUUUUCACUGAUAUUUUAAAAAAGUAAAGUAAUUAAAGUAAACUUAAAGURAUUUAUUUCUGUUAGAAGACAGUAAACUAAUGGUGCUCAGCAAUUAACAACUCAAUCCCAAUGGAUUUCACUGCAUUCUAGGCACUUACAAUACUAUACAGUAGAUGGCUGAGAUACAAACUAGGUGAAAAUUAAAACUGUAAUACUGAAUCUAUCAAAACUUUUCUUGUGCAAGUCAACCAUAUUCGAUUUUGAGGCCAGGACUGGUUUGGAAUCUCUGACUUUUCCAGCUGGACUGACUUCUAAGGAAACAUUUAGACUUUUCUUUCUUAGCAGUUUGACUUUGAUCUGGAAACAAAACGUUGAAUGUCUCAGCAUUCAAGCUUUAAUUAUGAAACUCAAAAAUAAAAUAAAAAAAUAUCUUCCUACCUAAUUUGUUUCUUCUGAAUGGGCCUAAUACAGUGGCAAUAUUAAUAUCCAGGGGAAAAAAAACAUGAAAAGAUACAUCGAAGAAAUCAUAACACGUAAAAUAAAAUGACAGUGAGUCUUUUUUUAAACUUUGAAAGUUACUGCAAAAGCUAUUUGACAACUUAGUUAAGAAAUGAAGGCAAAAAAGUGUGCCAGUGUUGCUCAGUGUGCUAAGAGAAACCUGUCUUAAAGCUUAAAAUGCAAAAUAAAAUAAAAAAAACUUAAAAACAGAGGAGAAAAGUCAAAAUGAGAUGUUAACCCAGAGUUUCUCUUGUAACAAUGUGGUCUUUAAGUAGAGCUGAAACAGUUUUGUGCUCUUCAAAGCCUUCUGUCCCCUAGCUCCUCCCUCUCUGCACCGUGUGACAACAACAACUCAUCCACAGAGCGGAGCUGCACUUUUCAGCUCAUUUUCCUCCUGUCAUUCCUCCUAUCUUUGAUCAUUGUCCCGCUGCCCCCCUCCCCUCCUAAAAAAUACCCCUCAACUCAGCACGCCUUUUUUUUUUAUUCGGUAGCUCUUUUUUUAAACUUCCCAACUUAACUGAGGAGCUAAACUCUGAAGGAUUCUUUUCAUUUAGCAGGCUGGGUUUUCUACUUUGAACUUCGGCUCCUCUCUUCCCCCUCCUCUCGCAGGUUGACCAUGGCCGUACCGGCUGCUCUCAUCCCACCGAGCCCUCUCGUCCCGCCGCCUCCGAUCUCCACUCCCUCCGCCACCACGUCCCCGCCGUCGACAACUUCAUCCCCGUCCCCGACCCUGGCUCCCCCGUCGGGUCCCGGACAGAGCCUGUUCCGCUCAGAGCUCCUGGCCAGCGCMAGCGCCGGCGGCAGUCCGGGCAUCCCGACCCCGAGCGCGGCUCUCCCCCCCGGCAAGCCGGUCUACUCGACCCCGUCGCCCGUCGAGAACAUCCCGCAGAACAACGAGUGUAAGAUGGUGGAGCUGCGCGGCGCCAAGGUGGCGUCGUUCACCGUGGACGGCUGCGAGCUCAUCUGCCUCCCCCAGGCUUUCGACCUGUUCCUGAAGCACCUGGUCGGCGGGCUGCACACGGUCUACACCAAGCUCAAGCGGCUGGAGAUCACGCCGGUCGUGUGCAACGUGGAGCAGGUCCGCAUCCUCAGGGGGCUCGGCGCCAUCCAGCCCGGGGUGAACCGCUGCAARCUCAUCUCCAGGAAGGACUUCGAGACGCUGUACAACGACUGCACCAACGCGAGCUCYAGACCCGGACGGCCUCCAAAGAGAACCCAGAGUGUGACAUCGCCGGAGAACCCCCACAUUAUGCCCCACUCAGUCCCUGGACUCAUGUCUCCUGGUAUGAUUCCUCCCACAGGCCUGACAGCAGCCGCGGCAGCAGCUGCCAACGCAGCCAUCGCAGAGGCCAUGAAGGUCAAGAAGAUCAAACUGGAGGCGAUGAGCGGCUACCACAGCAGCGCCAACCACCACGGAGCUGAUGGAGAGAACGGAGACCUCAGCUCCAGCGUCGGUAAAAAGAUGCACUUUUGCACGCGGUCACAAACACUUGGCCUGGAACUCCCCUUCAUGAUGAUGCCACACCCCCUGAUCCCAGUCAGCCUUCCCCCUGCCUCUGUCACCAUGGCGAUGAGCCAGAUGAACCACCUCAGCACCAUCGCAAACAUGGCUGCUGCCGCACAGGGUCAGAGUCUGCCCUCCAGAAUGGUCACCUCUGUUAUAAAGGGGUUGCAGGAACGUGUGCCGGACAGUCCCUCCCCUGCUCCCUCCUUAGAAGACCACAGGAGGCCUGGCAGUCACCCGUCAUCCCACCGCAGCAGCAGUGUGUCCAGCUCCCCGGCCCACACAGAAAGCUCCUCAGACAGGAUACCACACCACAAYGGCCUGUCGAUGAACCAAGCCCUGCUAGGCCUGUCUCCAAACAUUGUACCUGGUCCUAAAGAGGGAGACCUGGCCCACGACAUGAGCCAUGAAGCAAAGAGGAUGCAUGCCGACAAAGAGGACAACCCGAUGUGCACCCCGACAGCAAGAGACAGCUACGAGAGGUUGUCGUUGGCCGGACAGGCUCUCCCUCCUGGUUUCCCGUCGCCAUUCCUCUUCCCAGAUGGUCUGUCAUCAAUAGAGACUCUCCUCACUAACAUACAGGGCCUGCUCAAAGUGGCGAUCGACAACGCACGGGCUCAGGAGAAGCAGGUGCAGCUGGAGAAGACGGAGCUGAAGAUGGAGCUGUUCAGAGAGAGGGAGCUCAGGGAGACGCUGGAGAAGCAGCUCGCCAUGGAGCAGAAGAACAGAGCAAUUAUCCAGAAGCGUCUGAAGAAGGAGAAAAAGGCCAAGAGGAAACUUCAAGAAGCUCUGGAGUACGAAUCCAAACGGAGGGAGCAGGCUGAGCAGACUCUGAAGCAGCCGUCGCCCUCUGACAGCAUGCGUUCCCUCAACGGUCAGAUGAGCUACAACUCCCUGACCCCUGAGAUGGAGAGUGACCGCAGCAGUGGAAGAACAGAUGCUGAAAGGACAAUACAAGAUGGAAGACUGUUCCUGAAAACUACAGUGAUGUACUGAUAAGGCUGCGAGGAGCUGGAGGAAAACAAAAACGAUAAAAAAAAGGACAGAAAGGAAAACCCAUGAAGUUUCUGAGGAGGCCUCAGCCAGGCUGAUUUAGCUGAAGAGAAGUCAAGCUGCUUGUAGGUGGAAAUGCUGGAGGAGUCCGAAUGUAGAAUAAGUCUUUUUUUAAUCACGCAGGCCAACAUAAAACAUUUUGACAAAACAGGUUUAGACGUGACAUGUUGGCCGACGUGACGGAUAAACAUAAAAAACGAGCACAGUAAAAAAAAAACAAAAAGGAUAUGUACCCAAGGUGCAUUGUUGGUAAUAACUCCUGAAAAUCACAGCACUGAAGAUUUUUUUAUACUGUAUCUCAGCCAGCGAGAAAGCUUUGAAAUAGAAAUUCGACUGAAGUUUUGUUUUGUAUUUCAAAAUAAAUUCCGGGGGGGAUGACGUGUGGAGAUGAACCUCAUGCUGGUCAUCAAAAAAAAAAAAAAAGACAAAAGACUGAUGUUUGAUUUUCAUGUUUUCUAAAUUAGAUGAGAAUACAAUCAAGUUUCAUUUUUACCAUUGUUGUACAUACAAGAGGUAAUUGAUAGAAAAAGUCACUCCGUCGACUCUGAGCGGACUGAAAAGGUAUGUGUAUAUAAAGUUCAAAGGUAUUGUGGAUGCGGUAGAGCUAUUAGGCAACCAAUACCACCAUUUAUAUAAACCUCCUGUUUUGUUUUGUUCUAUCUCUGAGCCAUCAUUCUUUCCUAUAGCUGCCAUUUUGGUGAGAAAGCAUGCAGGCAUGUAAAUGUUUGUCCUGGAAUUAUAAUAUUUAAUAAAUUCUAUAUUGUGCUGAACAAAUACUAGGGUUGGCUCACUCAAGCCCAGAUGAUUUUGAAACGAUAAUCAGCAAUGUUUCACUUUGAAAAUAAGGACUUUUUUUGGCUGUUGAUAGUACUGUAAUCUUUGUAUAGGAGGGAAUAUUUCUUGGAUUUUACUGUACCUUUAUUAGUCAUGAGACACAGAAUUCAGCAUCUGUCAUUAUUUUUUUACACGUCAGUCUACUUAUUAUCAGCUUGAGAAACAAUCAGACAAGAUGCAACUUUUAAAACAUUUAAUUAUAAUGUGUUAACCUAUACAGAUACACUUGUUUUUGUUCUCGAGUGUUUCAUGAUAAAAAAGUAACUUUCCUUUUAUUUGACUUUUUCCUAAAGACUGUUGAAUUGUGGUGCUGAAACACCUGUGUAUAUUCUCUAGUCAUAAGCUGAUGUCAGUCCUUUAACUGCAAAACAAUUUUGACCUUAUGUGUUAACAAUCAAGAAGAAGAGGAUGGGUCGGAGUCGGUGGAGGCCUGUGUCCAGGAUGUGUUUGUUCCUUUUGUUCUUAAUGGAGUGUCUAGGUCUGUUGUCACUGAUAACUUAUAUAGCUUCUCAAAUCAUCUCUUCAUUGUACUUCAAAUUCAAAUAAAGUUAACAUGUUGAUGAUAAACCA
Molecule: messenger RNA, 4728 nt
Organism: Austrofundulus limnaeus
Lineage: Eukaryota; Metazoa; Chordata; Actinopteri; Cyprinodontiformes; Rivulidae
Gene: dachd
Product: dachshund d
Exons: 11
Coding region: 1384-3267 (627 amino acids)
Biological process (GO): regulation of transcription by RNA polymerase II
Cellular component (GO): nucleus; transcription regulator complex
Molecular function (GO): DNA-binding transcription factor activity, RNA polymerase II-specific; RNA polymerase II cis-regulatory region sequence-specific DNA binding
Source: RefSeq, a predicted model, not a curated record